UCCGGCCUGGGUGUCUGUCGUUGGCGGGCUGCCUUUUAAAGUCCUGGGGCCGCUCUGAGCCUCACGUGACCCGCCCCUGCCUCUGGUUGGUGGGCUGGGUCACGUGGCGCGCCUCCUCUCUCCGCAGGGGACUGGCCUGCUGGCUAGUUUCCGGCUCGGCGGGUCCACGAUGACGGAACCCGUGGCCUCUCCCGAAGACCCCUGGGUCAAGGGACGGGGUUCUGAUGGGCUUCUUCCUUGCUCGGUGCCUCAGGUGGAGUCUGUCUACAGCGACAACAGCCAGGAUCCUGGGCUUUUCGUAGAAAGCACCCGAAAGGGGAGUGUAGUUUCCAGAGCUAAUAGCAUCGGUUCCACCAGUGCCUCUUCUGUCCCCAACACAGAUGACGAGGACAGCGACUACCACCAGGAGUCUUAUAAGGAGUCCUACAAGGACCGGCGGCGGCGUGCACACACCCAGGCCGAGCAGAAGAGGAGGGAUGCCAUCAAGAGAGGCUACGAUGACCUUCAGACCAUCGUCCCCACCUGCCAGCAGCAGGACUUCUCCAUCGGCUCCCAAAAGCUCAGCAAAGCUAUCGUCCUACAAAAGACCAUCGACUACAUCCAGUUUCUGCACAAGGAGAAGAAGAAGCAGGAGGAGGAAGUAUGCACACUACGCAAGGAUGUCACAGCCCUAAAGAUCAUGAAAGUGAACUACGAGCAGAUUGUGAAGGCGCACCAGAACAACCCCCACGAGGGAGACGACCAAGUUUCCGACCAGGUCAAGUUCAGCGUGUUUCAGGGCCUCAUGGACUCCCUGUUUCAGUCCUUCAAUGCCUCCAUCUCCGUGUCCAGCUUCCAGGAGCUGUCGGCCUGUGUCUUCAGCUGGAUUGAGGAGCACUGUAAGCCUCAGACCCUGAGAGAGAUCAUGGUUAGCGUCUUGCAUCAGCUGAAAAACCAGCUCUACUGACCAGCCCUUGGAAACCAGCAGAACAGCCCCCAAGAAGCCAGGUCUCCCUCUAUGGGACCCGACUGCAACGUCCCAUGCACAAGUCAACUGGCUCCUGCCUGAUGUCUCACCCUUGUAGGCUGGGCCAUCCGUGUUUCCAAAGCCUAUGGUUAAUUUAUUUUAUUGACUGUAAAACUCAAACUACCCAGUUUCCCCCUGCUCCCUCCCAGACGCCCUCAGGCUGGGUGUCUGCUGUGAGUACCCUGGCUCUUUCUUUAAGCCUCCAAUCUCUGCUUAGAACUACAUGUUUGGAAACUGCAGUUUACCUCUGUGUUGUUGGUCUCUUGGGUAGUAAUAUUUGGCCCAUGUCUGACCAUUUUAGGCAAAAGGAGUUGGAUGGGAGAAAAGGAGGAAACACUUGCACAGCCAUGAAGGGCAGAGGCAGCCUGCGCCUACCGGGGCUGGGGCUGCCCACUCACCAGGGACUUCUGUGUCAUACUCCACCACCCUCCUGCCUCCCAGCCUUAGGCUCCCCUGUACUCACAACAAAGGCAGGGUGGUACAGGCAGCAUAUAAAAAUAUUUUUCUAAACAGCAAUGCAAUUUUGCUAGAGUUAGUACUUUGGAAGCUGAGCUGUCUCAGAACCACUGCGAGGUCCCUGUGAAGUCUGGAGCCUGUGGAGUGACAGCAUGAAAGCCGGGCCCAAACCCAGGGGGUCCUCGGUGCCUCAUGCAUGGCCUCCUUUGGCCUUCAGACCCCAUCCCACUGUUCCCUCCUGCCCACCUCCAGCACUUUUGUCUGGGGAGAUGUGACCAUUACAAGGAAAUCAAACAUUUUUAUAUCGAACUAUUACAAUAAAUAAUUGCCAAACGCU
Molecule: messenger RNA, 1799 nt
Organism: Echinops telfairi (small Madagascar hedgehog)
Lineage: Eukaryota; Metazoa; Chordata; Mammalia; Afrosoricida; Tenrecidae
Gene: MLX
Product: MAX dimerization protein MLX
Exons: 8
Coding region: 170-946 (258 amino acids)
Biological process (GO): regulation of transcription by RNA polymerase II
Cellular component (GO): nucleus
Molecular function (GO): RNA polymerase II cis-regulatory region sequence-specific DNA binding; DNA-binding transcription factor activity, RNA polymerase II-specific; protein dimerization activity
Source: RefSeq, a predicted model, not a curated record